Messenger RNA from Carica papaya (papaya), 2362 nucleotides. Its product is annotated as sorting nexin 2A-like. The record is from RefSeq and is a predicted model, not a curated record. NCBI's taxonomy places the organism in Eukaryota, Viridiplantae, Streptophyta, Magnoliopsida, Brassicales, Caricaceae. Gene Ontology annotation, molecular function: phosphatidylinositol binding.
AAUUAUGAGUCGAAGAAAUUCCUCAUCGUCUUCGCAGUUUUAUGCUUUAUCUCGUGUCUCUAUGUAGCAAAUCCAUGGCCACGUGCAGCUCGUGAUCGAUCCAUCCUUCUUCCCCCAUCUAGCCUGUCUCCCCCCGCGUACGUUAGCCACCUCGACUUUUGAGUACUCUUCUCAUGCGAACCAGCAGCGUCUUCCAUACUGAUCUUCACUUCCCCUGUGAAACUAUAUUUUCCCCAAAUUCGAAACCCUAAUUCCUCUAUACUCUUAAUAACUUGUACUUCACUGAAUUCGUUGUAUUUUUCUUUUGCUGUGAAUAAAAGAAGAUGAUGGGCUCUGAGAAUAACCAGGGCUUUGAAGACGCCCAACUCUAUGCCUCGCGAGAAGAAAUGGAAAAUCUCGUCCUCCAGGACGAGCCAUUGACCAGCGACAGUAACGGCAAGUCUUAUGGCAGUUACCGGAGCGCCGCGUCUUCACUCGCCGAGACUCACCACCCGCUAUCGCCUCCCAUCCUCGUCGGUCCCGCUGACUCUGAUCCCUUGUUAUCGCCCUCACCAUACGGCGAUCUCCGCGACCAUAGCGCCCACCAUCACGACGGCUCUUACAUCGAGCCCCCUUCUUAUGCCGACGUCAUAUUCAGCCCGUUCGACGAGAGUUCCGCCGGCGAGAUCAACGGCUCCGAUAGCCCUGUUCAGUCGUCGGACUCGCCAUUUUCCCUUUCGAGGUCGCCGUCUUCGAGCUCGAAUUACUUGAAGAUCACGGUUUCGAAUCCACAAAAGGAGCAGGAAACUACGAACUCGAUCGUCCCCGGUGGGAACACCUAUGUGACAUACCUAAUCACGACAAGGACGAACAUUCCAGAGUUUGGCGGAUCCGAAUUCAGCGUGAGGAGGCGGUUCCGGGACGUGGUGACUCUGUCAGAUCGGCUGGCCGAAUCGUACCGAGGGUUCUGUAUUCCACCUCGACCUGAUAAGAAUGUCGUGGAGAGUCAGGUGAUGCAGAAGCAGGAGUUCGUAGAGCAGAGGAGGGUAGCAUUGGAGAAGUAUCUGAGGAGGCUCGCGGCUCACCCUGUGAUCGGGAAGAGCGACGAGCUAAAGGUCUUUUUGCAGGUGCAGGGGAAGCUGCCGCUUCCCACGAGCACGGACGUGGCCUCAAGGAUGCUAGAUGGCGCGGUGAAGCUGCCAAAGCAACUUUUCGGAGAGAGCACUGCUGUUGUGGCGCCCCACGAGGUUGUGCAGCCCGCCAAAGGGGGCAGGGACUUACUCCGUUUGUUCAAGGAGUUGAAGCAAUCGGUUGCAAAUGAUUGGGGCGGGACAAAACCCCCUGUUGUUGAGGAAGAUAAAGAAUUUUUGGAGAAGAAAGAGAGGAUGCAUGAUCUUGAGCAACAACUCAGCAAUGCUUCUCAGCAGGCUGAAUCAUUGGUGAAAGCACAGCAAGACAUGGGGGAGACAAUGGGAGAGUUAGGACUAGCUUUUAUUAAACUGACAAAGUUUGAGAACGAGGAGGCUAUGUUCAACUCUCAGAGAGUUCGUGCUGCUGAUAUGAAGAGUUUGGCCACAGCAGCUGUUAAAGCGAGCAGAUUUUACCGAGAACUGAAUGCCCAGACCGUGAAACAUUUGGACACUCUCCAUGAAUAUCUUGGUUUAAUGCUAGCUGUCCAUGGUGCAUUUUCGGAUCGCUCCAGUGCUUUAUUGACAGUGCAGACGCUUCUAUCAGAACUGUCUUCAUUGCAUUCAAGGGCUGAAAAACUUGAAGCGGCAUCUUCAAAAAUUUUUGGUGGUGACAAGUCAAGGAUUCGCAAAAUAGAGGAGCUCAAAGAAACUAUCAGGAUUACAGAGGAUGCCAAAAAUGUUGCCAUUAGAGAAUAUGAGCGGAUCAAGGAAAAUAACAGGACUGAACUUGAGAGGCUUGACAAGGAAAGACAUUCUGAUUUCCUGAAUAUGUUGAAGGGUUUUGUAGUUAAUCAGGUGGGAUAUGCUGAGAAAAUUGCAAAUGUUUGGGGGAAGGUUGCAGAGGAAACUAGCGGAUAUGCUAGAGAGAGCAGUUAAUUGCUUUGUUGUAUAUUCAAACUCUCAGCUUCUUCUUCUUCUUCUUCUUCUUCUUCUUCUUCUUCGCUUUGAUCCUUUUUUUUUGUUUUGUUUUUAAUUUUCUUUUGAUCAAUAGAAUUAUAUUCAUAAUAAUGAGGAAAAUUGAGCUAUUAGUAGGUUUUAAGUUUCAGAUAAAGUUGUAUUUUGGUAGAAAAUUGUUAGUUACACGGCCUUGAAAACUUUCGGUUAAUAUUUGUAAAUCAAUUGGUUGCUACAUGUUUGGUAACUGGGAAACUUUUAACUGAGCAAUAGCUGAUUUCAUGGUGGAGAUACAGAAA